This is a messenger RNA of Pomacea canaliculata, 1575 nucleotides long. RefSeq names its product acylglycerol kinase, mitochondrial-like. NCBI's taxonomy places the organism in Eukaryota, Metazoa, Mollusca, Gastropoda, Architaenioglossa, Ampullariidae. The transcript is spliced from 14 exons. Gene Ontology annotation, biological process: protein insertion into mitochondrial inner membrane; ceramide biosynthetic process. Gene Ontology annotation, cellular component: mitochondrion; TIM22 mitochondrial import inner membrane insertion complex. The record is from RefSeq and is a predicted model, not a curated record. The coding region runs from base 49 to 1062 and encodes 337 amino acids. Gene Ontology annotation, molecular function: ATP-dependent diacylglycerol kinase activity; ceramide kinase activity; acylglycerol kinase activity.
CGGACCAUUUGAAUACCACAUGCGUCUCGAUUCAUCUGUGUGUUUACAAUGGCGUUGGUAGUCAGAAUCGGGAAAACGCUUAGAACACACUGGAAAAAAUCUAUCUUUGGCUUUUGUGCCGUAACUUAUGGUAUUAAAUAUGCACAUGAUCGUUAUGAAGAAAUCCUACUCAGGCGACUGUACUGCGAUGAAGCAAAGAAAUAUGGUGAUGAGAAAAUAACAUUAUCAGAGAGGCCACGAAGGGUGACUGUCUUUCUCAAUCCAGCAGCUCAUGGAGGGAAAGCCACAAAGCUGUUUGAAAAAAAUGCAGCUCCUAUUUUGUACCUUGCUGGAAUUGAAGUGAAUGUUGUUAAGACAGAGUAUGAUGGUCAGGUGAAAAAGUUCCUUGGCGUGCUAGAGAGAGAUGACACAGAUGCCAUUGUUGUAGCCGGUGGAGAUGGAGCUGUCUUGGAGACUGUCACAGGAAUAAUGCGCAAAGAGGAUAAGAAUUUUUAUGGCAUCCCUAUGGGUGUUAUUCCCCUUGGCUACACCAACACAUUUGCCAGAAUUUUCUAUGGACCUGACAAGGAGACUGUUAGAAUUAUUGCGGAUGCAGCUAUGGCUGUUGUGAAAGAGGUGACGAAGAAAGUGGAUGUCUUGAAAAUUGAUGGUGGUGAGGGCAAGACCACCUUUGCAUUGUGCGGUAUGGAGAUUGGAGCAUAUAGGGAUGCUGAGGAAAGAAAAAAGAAGUACUGGUACUUUGGUCCCUUGAAGUCACGAUGGACAUACUUAUGGACAGCUGUGAAGAACUGGCCUCCAGCGUUUAAAGUGGACAUUAGCUAUGUAGAGGCUACAGAGGAUAACAUGAGGCUUCCAGAACCAGCUGUGCCAAGCAGCUCAAAAAACUGGAACUUUUUUAAUUUUCUCUUUCGACGGAACCAACAGACAACCAUUGAAGAGGUACUUAAAGAACCAGAGGAGGAGAGUGAGGAAGAAAAGAAAAUUAUGCGUUCUACAUCCACUGUUGAGCUUACUCUGCUUGUCUCCAAACAUGCUGUCAGAACAGACUGUUCCUGGCAUUGAAGUUGGAAUUGGUCCUGUGUCUCCUACACGAAAUGAGUUUAUUUCAGAAGGGUGGCGAAGAAUUAAUAGGAAAGAGCUUUGCAUAUGGGACUGACAGCAAUGAAAAGCUUCUGGUUAAGAGUGUUAGUAUUGUAUUGGAUGAAAAUAAUGAGUCAUCACCCAAAUGGUACAGCAUUGAUGGAGAGGCUUUUGAGGCUAUUCCAGUGAAGUGUCUCUUUUGAGAAAGCAGUUGAACUUUUUCACUUCGGUAUUUGAGCCCGUAACUAGCUGACAUAUUUUUUUCUUAAUGGGAUAAAAGACAAAGUUUGCGAGGAUUCAUAGUACAGAACGACUGUGAUUUUAUGCAACACGUUGACCAGUACUUAAAAGAAAGUGUGUUUGCAUGUGUGUGUUUGCCCGAGAGAAAGAGAGAAUCACUGUCAUAAUAAGAAGUUGUAUUGACACCCAAGGUCGUAGGCAGUGGCAUACUUCUUCAAUUUUCUUUAGCUGAUUAAAGACAAGUUGUCAUUGUUU